CAUUUCAGCAGAUCAGUAUUCAAAGGAGAACAAGCUACUAGAACCAUGGCUGGAAAACCGAAGCUUCACUACUUCAAUGGAAGAGGGCGAAUGGAAACCAUAAGGUGGCUGUUAGCUGCAGCUGGGGUUGAGUUUGAAGAACAAUAUAUUGAAUCAAAAGAAGAUCUACAAAAGUUAAAACAUGAUGGAUGGCUGCUUUUUCAGCAAGUGCCCAUGGUGGAAAUUGAUGGGAUGAAACUGGUGCAAACGCGAGCCAUUCUCAAUUACAUCGCAACAAAAUACCAUCUCUAUGGGAAGGACCUCAAGGACAGAACACUAAUUGAUAUGUACUGUGAAGGUAUUGUAGAUCUGAAUGAGGGAAUUAUGAUGCUUUUCUUCAAGCCAGCUGACACCAGGGAAAAGGAGUUACUCACAGUCCUGGAAAAAGCCUCCACUAGAUAUUUCCCAGUCUUUGAAAAGGUUCUCAAAGAUCAUGGACAAAACUUCCUUGUUGGAAGCCAGCUUAGCAGAGCAGAUGUUCAACUGCUUGAAAGCAUUUUGAUGGUGGAAGAGUUGAAGGCAGAUAUUCUCUUAGAAUUUCCUCUAUUAAAGGCUUUUAAAGGGAGGAUAAGUAACAUCCCCACAAUUAAGAAAUUUUUGCAGCCUGGUAGUCUGCGAAAACCUGCAAUGAAUGAGAAAACGGCAGCUGAAGCAAUAAAAACUUUCCACUGAAUUUUGGCUGGGAAUCUGCUGUAGAUGAAAAUACUGACUUUAGGUGGGACAGUAACUGUACUUCAAGUGAUUGUAAGGGAAUAUAACUGUGCAGACCUAUAGUUCAGGAUCAAUCAACUUAAUUAUAGUGGAAAGCUAAGUGAGCAAUAGAAUGGCAAGAUCAAGAUCUGUAAAGAUGAAAUGGGUACAGUACAGUUGCCAUUAAGCUAACAUGAAAUAAAACAUUCCAAACCAA
Molecule: messenger RNA, 946 nt
Organism: Candoia aspera
Lineage: Eukaryota; Metazoa; Chordata; Lepidosauria; Squamata; Candoiidae
Product: glutathione S-transferase-like
Exons: 7
Coding region: 46-711 (221 amino acids)
Biological process (GO): glutathione metabolic process
Molecular function (GO): glutathione transferase activity
Source: RefSeq, a predicted model, not a curated record